AUGCUUAUAGAUAAUAAAAUUAAGGACUUGGAGUUAGAGAGAAAAAGAAAAGCAAUGGAAAAACAUAAGAAAGAUGUGAUAGAAACUUGUUUUCAUACCUUUAAUAGUGCUAUUCCAAAUUCAGAGUGUAAUAAUGUAUACUUUGUUGAUCCAAUGAAGGAUAGUGUUCCAUUUCUUGAUAUUAUUUGGAGAAGUAAAUUUGUUGCUUUAUAUGGUGCACGUAUCUCAGAAAAAUCCACAUGUGUGAUUCAAGUUAAGAAACAGUUGAUAGAUGAAGGCUUUAUCUGUAUUUAUGAAUUUGCUAGAUUUUUUAGUAAAGACAAGUGUAAAAAAAGGGUGGUUCUCUUUGUUGAUGAGUAUGAUGUAUUGUAUGAAACAGGUGAUGAUAUUAGAGCCUCAUUACUUAGGGUUAUCUGUGGCAUUAAAAAUGCAAAAGAUAAAUAUUCUCUCUGGUCUUCUGUGGCUGUUAGUCCCUUCAGUAUCUUACAUUUGAAUUCAAAUAGGAGUAUAUCACCAUUCAAUGUAAAAGAUCCCAAAAUCCAAAUUUCACGAAGAAGCAAUUCAUUGCAAAAAUCAGUACUAGAUUAUGCCACCUUUAGAAAGAUGGUCUAUAUACUUACCAAGGAUAAAGCCAGGAAAGCCAUGCAACUUAUUCAACCUACAUUCAUAGAAUUCUUUGAUUUAGUACAGAUUGUUGACAAAAGAAAUUUAGCAGAAGUCUUAACAGCUGAGGGUGUAUUAAUUAGGGAUGAAGAGACCAAAGAUAGAUUUAAAAUGUCAUUUGUUCUUGUAGAUAAGCUGGUUUGA
Molecule: messenger RNA, 807 nt
Organism: Funneliformis geosporum
Lineage: Eukaryota; Fungi; Glomeromycota; Glomeromycetes; Glomerales; Glomeraceae
Source: the annotation of a GenBank genome assembly